Paracoccidioides brasiliensis Pb18 is the source of this 297-nucleotide messenger RNA. Its product is annotated as U4/U6-U5 snRNP complex subunit LSM3. Gene Ontology annotation, biological process: P-body assembly; mRNA splicing, via spliceosome. The coding region runs from base 1 to 297 and encodes 98 amino acids. The record is from RefSeq and is a predicted model, not a curated record. The transcript is spliced from 4 exons. Gene Ontology annotation, cellular component: catalytic step 2 spliceosome; P-body; Lsm1-7-Pat1 complex. Gene Ontology annotation, molecular function: RNA binding.
AUGGCUGAAGCAGAUGCCGGGGCCACGGCUCCGUUUUCGGAGCCCUUGGACCUCGUUCGUCUCUCGCUUGACGAGGUGGUUUUCGUGAAGCUUCGUGGAGAUCGAGAGCUAAAAGGUCGUCUUCAUGCCUACGAUAGUCAUUGCAAUUUGGUCUUGGGCGAUGUGGAAGAAACAAUAUACAUAGUCGAGGAAGAUGAAUCCGAACGGGAAACGAUCAAGACGAUCAAGAAGCAAGAAGAAAUGCUUUUCGUGAGAGGGGACUCUGUUGUCUUGAUAUCUCCCCAACCUCCAUCAUAA